Molecule: messenger RNA, 1753 nt
Organism: Photinus pyralis (common eastern firefly)
Lineage: Eukaryota; Metazoa; Arthropoda; Insecta; Coleoptera; Lampyridae
Exons: 2
Coding region: 158-1195 (345 amino acids)
Source: RefSeq, a predicted model, not a curated record
GUUCGCGCCACGAAAUUUAAAGCCAAUGUAAAAACUUACGCUCCCUCUACUUUCCCCUCUUGUCGCGCUUGCAACGGGCUUCAUUAGUUGUUUUCGUGCGAGAGUGUACGCCACGCGUUGUUUUGUUUUUACCACUCAACGUUUUUUACCUUAUUAGAUGGGUCAUAAACGGAAAGCUAAAAAGCUAAUUCGUAAGCGAAAUAAAAGAAGGAGGAAAGAUGAUCGAUUACAGGAUAUCGCGUAUAAUAUUUUAUGCGAAUUGCGGUCGAAGCAAGGUCGUGACAGCGAUACGGAGGUAGAUACCAGUGCUGAUUCAGAGCAAUCAGCAUCAACACCGCGUGCCGGUCCUUCGGAAACAAGUUUUGAUAAUCGAGAUUUAACAUCUCUCUUUUACGAAAGUGAAGCAAGCGCAGACGGGGAAAAAGAAAACGUGCCUCCCUUUUCGAUUCCGUCAGAAUUCCUAACUUUGUUGGGCCAAUCCACAGAACCGGCAGUUACCUUACACAAUGAACUGCAUGUCGAGUUAGUCUCUCGCUGGGAGAAUAUCUUGAAAUCGGGGUUGGAUCCACAAGUGGCCAACGAUUUAAUAUCCAAAUAUCCCCCAGCAGAAAACUGCAAGGUCAUUGGGGUACCUAAAUUAAACCCUGAAAUCGAAACCGCCAUGACAGAACAACACAAGCAAAGGGACAAACGAUUAGCCGAAACUCAGGGACGACUUGCAGCAGCUCUCGCAGCAAUCGGCAGGAGUUUGACGAUUUUGUUAACUCAGGAGGGGAGCGAUCUAGGGCUGACCCUUAUUGAGUACCUGAGCGAUGCGAGUCGCCUUCUCUCCGAUGCUCAUCACCAAGAAUCCGAGGCUAGAAGAUUUUUAGUGGCAUCAGGCCUAAAUAAGCAAUGCCGGGAGACUAUUGCUGCAGCUCCUAUAGGUGAAUGGCUUUUCGGAAAUGAUCUUACAGAGCGUAUGAAGGCUGCGAAGACCCUUGAACGUUCAUCAACUGAAUUCAAACCUACGAAGCCAAAACCUAUAAUUAAAAACUUCCCUAAAAGGCAGGGAAAUGCGAGGGGUCUGCCUCGGACGCUGAACACAUCCAGUCGGGGCAGACCGAAAAACUACAUACCACAACUGAGAGACCGCUACCAACAGUUACCCAGAAAAUAUUAUCAAAAUCAGUCCCAACACCAGAAUCGUCGUUAGUGAAGGUAAACAGGUCAGCCGGAAGAUUAAGUUUUUUUGUAAAUGCUUGGCGUGGAAUAACCCGAGAUCCGGUUAUUCUUUCUUGGAUUGAGGGCUAUACUAUACCUUUUAGUAAACAACCGAUACAAACUUAUCGGCCAAAGCAGAUGCGAUGGUCGAAAACUGAAUUAUCAGUAGUUAAAAUUCAUUUAACUAGUUUGUUAUGUAAUGGAGUAAUUUCAAAAUGUCGCCCUUCAAGGGGCCAAUUUGUGUCGAACAUUUUUUUAGUGCCCAAGCCUGAUGGUUCACACAGACUAAUCCUUAACUUAAAAGAGCUUAACCAGUACAUAGAAACUCAACAUUUUAAAUUAGAAGACUAUAGAUCAGUUACUAAGUUAGUUACGGAGAAUUGUUUUUUCGCAUCUCUGGACUUAAAGGAUGCAUAUCACUUAGUCCCAAUUAGAGUUAAGGAUAGGAAGUUUCUAAGAUUUUACUUUGAGGAAGAGCUUUUUCAAUUUAAUUGUCUUCCUUUUGGGCUUUGCACUGCUCCUUUAGUGUUUACAAAAAUAUUGAAACCAG